AACAGUUAUUCAUCUUCAUUGUGCUGGAUAUAAGGACCGAUUUCAGAAAUUGUAGGAUGCACAUUACCAUCUUCCACCGAAUAUGACAUACUUCAUUUGGAACCUAAUGCGCUCUGCAUUGCUUCCGGCCGUUGUUAUCUUCUAUUCCAUUUGUGGGGCUGAAUAUGUUAAAACAAAUUCUCAAGCAGACCUUAACCUUCUUAAGGUACUAAAUACAUCGGAACCAUUGUACCUCUUCUUAUGGAAACCUAAAAUACCUACGAACGAGACAUGUGUGGGAUAUGAUUGCAAUAAACAAACUAGAACCUGCGAACAUAUGCGAAAAAGGGAGAUGGACAGAAUUUAUUAUAACCAUACAGUAUCCAAGCUUGUAUCCAACAAGACAUGGUUUAAUGAUACUAAUUUAAUGGGGAAAUUUAUUUUGGGAGAUCCUCCACAUAAAAUAAAUGUCUACAAUGUAACAGAUCCCAUUCCAGAACCAUUUCUAAGCUCAUACUGCAUGGAGCUCCUUUACAAUGAACCAUACACAUAUAACUGCAGCGUGCUUCUUGUAUCUACAGACAUAUACGGAAUGUGCAAUCAUUCAAAUCCUGAUGUGCUGGCUACGACAAAAUGCAGCCUAUACAUGCGCGGGAAGCUCCCUCACCGUGUGUACCCUCCGAGGGAGUGCCAAUUCGCCUUCAACAAGUGCAGUAAUUCUCGGAUAACUUAUAUGCCAUACAGUCCGAGUUGUGCCGUUGAUGCUGAAAAUGACGAGGACAGGAAAUACUAAUGUCUCUGGACUCAUAACGAACACUUCUGUAUGAUCCAAGAAUAAAAUAUUUUCAUUUGAA
Molecule: messenger RNA, 833 nt
Organism: Rhipicephalus microplus (southern cattle tick)
Lineage: Eukaryota; Metazoa; Arthropoda; Arachnida; Ixodida; Ixodidae
Source: RefSeq, a predicted model, not a curated record